This is a messenger RNA of Bursaphelenchus okinawaensis, 5475 nucleotides long. The record is from the annotation of a GenBank genome assembly. Lineage: Eukaryota; Metazoa; Nematoda; Chromadorea; Rhabditida; Aphelenchoididae.
AUGUCAGAUGCACCGUCUACAUCGAAAGAAGCUCAUCGUGACCUUGUGGACUUGUCGUUUUUGGUGUUAGCACGAAAAAUUCAAGCAGAGGGCCUCAUUGAUGCUUCACAUGUUUAUCCGCCGUGAGUUUUUACUUUUGUGUUCAUUGUUUAGGUUACUAUGGUGUUGGAAGGUAUAAAAACAUAUUGACUGUGCUGAGAGCAAUAAAAAUUUGUUUAGAUUUAAUAAGGAGCACGUUUAAAAUAUUUGUUAUAGUAGGAAGAAAAAUGGUCGAAAAAUGUGAAUUCAAGGAGAUUUCUGAGAAAGUUUUUGUACAUUGUUUUUAGAGAUACAAAUUGAGGUUUUAGAAAAAAAUCAAUUAUUUGCUUGUACUCUAAAAAUUUAUUUUAAAAAUAUUCUAAAAUGACAUAUAUUUUGAUAUUGUCUUCUUUUUAAGUACUUUGCUUUUUUUAAUUUUAGAAAGCCUGUAUUUCCUCAGUUUGUUCGUCCUACCGCCGCGAAUAUACCCAAAAACAGUAGUCGACGGAAUACAGAAAGGAACUUGGAACAUCCAAGUACAUCAGGCACUCCAAAGAGAAAAGUUGGGAGGCCAAGAAAGCUGUCUGAGGAAACUGAUAAUUUCGUCUCAUCCUUACGGAUAGUGCCUUUGGAGGAAAACAGGUACGUUUUUCUUAAAAUUGUUUUGCUCUUAGAAGGCAAUUGAGAUUAACAAAAGUUACAUUGCUAAUUUUUACGUUAUUUUAGAGAUUCGGAAGAACGUUCUCCACCAUCUUUUUCAAUUAAAGGUAGACCAGGACGAACAAAAUUAAAAGCAAAACGAAGUAGUAAUGAAGGAUUGUCUCCCACUAAGAGAUUGGAAUCAAUUGAAGAAUCUUUGAAUUCUGUAGGUUAAUUUAUGUGUUUUUUUUCUCUGAAUAUUGUAGAAUACUAUUUUAUUUUUUAAAAAUAUUUUACUUACUGUUUUUAGGAAGAAAAAAAGGUGAUAGAACGAGUAAAGUCUUUAAAAGCCGCAAACCGUUGGUCAUCGUCCAAGAUUGAAAAUCCUCCAUAUGAAGCAGAAAGGCUAAAAACUCAUUGGGACUUUUUGUUAGAAGAAGUGAAAUGGAUGUACUUAGAUUUUAAAAACGAACGACAUGUUCGUCAUCUUACUACGAAAAAGAUCUCAACAGCAGUUCUCAAAUAUCAUAAGGAUCUCAGGAAGAAUGUGUACGACGAAGAUGAUGAACGUGCCGUGAAAGAGCGGGAAAAAGAGGCUAAAAAGGUGUGCUCAAGUAUUGCCAAAAUGGUACGCGAGUUCUGGCAAAAGGCUGAAACCGUGGUCGAUUUUGGACAAAAGGCAAGUUGUUUAGGUGUUAUCAUUUGCUUUUGUUGACACAAGAGGCUUAGAGCAAGUAUAAAUUUAUACUUUUCAGGAAAUGGACGAAGCAAAGAAACGAGAAGCUUUGGAUAAACAUUUGAACUUGUUAGUGGACGAAGCUGAUCUUUUGUCAAAGAGUAUUAACGUUGAAUCUGAUUAUGAGACCGAAGCAGACGAGAAUGAUGCAGCUGCCGGCAUGAAUAAGCUAGCUGAAUUAAAACAACUAAAAAGCGAUGCUAACAUACAUUUGGACGAUAUAUUGUCGCAUUUGCCCGAAGGCUAUCUGGAAACGUAUUUAAACCGAAAAGAAGAGGCUAAUAUAAAGGAUUGUAAUGAAAAACUGGUUAGUAGUGGAAAAAUUGAUGACUUGGGUGAUCUCGCAACUAAAAUUCAUGUGAAGAAGGUUAAUGGUGAUUUGCAAGUAAAGGAGAAUGGAGAUGUAGACAAGUUAAAAAUAACUGACUUUGAACAAGAAAGGCGGAAGGAAAAUGGUGAUAUGGAUCAAGACAGGUUGAAAACUGGAGAGAAAUCAAAGGAAAACGGAAUAAAUGAGAAAGGAGAUUCACAAGACAACGUCAGUAAAGAAGGUUCAGAUGAGAAAAUGGAUAUUGAACAGUCAGGCAUUGUUAAAGAAGCUGAGAAGUCGGAAAGUAAUAGUCAAACUCCAGAAAUUCCGAUGGAAAUUGAUGAAAUGGCCAAAAAGGACAGAUCAGAUGCGUUGGAUCAAAUUGCGGCCGAAGCAGAACAGUUCCAGCCGAAAGGGAAUACGUUGGCUACAGCUGACGUAAGUAUAUAGUUUUAAUUUUUUCUACGUUAUGGUUUUGUAAAGGAUGCUUUAAAAAUUUUAUAUAAAGAAAGUUAUGGACGUUUCAUCGCUAGAAAUAUAAAUUUAUAAUUUAGGUGACAAUUCAACACCCAGUUCUAAUUGAUGGUCAUCUACGUGAAUAUCAGCUUGUUGGUCUACAAUGGCUCUUUUCCCUGUACGAAAAGAACCUGAACGGUAUUCUGGCAGAUGAAAUGGGUCUAGGAAAAACCCUUCAAACAAUAUCGUUAUUAGCCCAUUUGGCAGCAGAACACUCUGUCUGGGGCCCUCACCUCAUUGUUGUACCAACUUCAGUGAUAUUGAAUUGGGAAAUGGAAUUCAAAAGAUGGUGUCCGAGUAUGAAGGUCCUCACGUACUUUGGGAAUGCGAAAGAACGAGCCGAAAAACGUAAAGGAUGGAUGGCAAACAAGUCGUUUGAUGUGUGUAUAACGUCGUACAAAUUGUAUACACAAGAUGUGAGAUGUUUUAAGCGAAAGCAAUGGCAAUAUUUGGUACUGGACGAGGCUCAACACAUCAAAAACUUUGAAAGUCAACGAUGGCAGAGUUUGAUCAAUUUGAGAACGAGACGAAGGUUAUUGUUGACAGGAACCCCGCUACAGAAUAACUUGCUGGAAUUGUGGUCGUUGUUGCACUUUUUAAUGCCUAGGGUGUUUACCUCGAGGGAUGACUUUAAGGACUGGUUCAACAACCCAAUAGCCGGCAUGAUUGAAGGCUCAGUGGAUUAUAACCAAAAGAUUGUCCAACGUCUUCACAAAGUUUUAAGACCGUUCAUCCUACGCCGUCUGAAGGCAGAAGUCGAAAAACAAUUACCGGAUAAAGUGGAAAAAGUCAUAAAAUGCCCAUUGUCGAAACGUCAACGUUACUUAUACAACGAGUUUAUGAGCUUAAGGACGACCAAGGACAGCCUAGCUAGUGGUUCGAUGGUAUCGGUACUGAAUAUUGUGAUGCAAUUGAGAAAAUGUUGUAAUCAUCCUAAUUUGUUCGAACCAAGGGAAGUCGAAACACCAUUAUGUCCGGAAAUCGACAGAAUUAGGUAUCCGAGAAUGUGUAUUAUGAAGAAUGAGGAGAAAAUUGAAGAUACUCAAAGAGAGUCAGAUCUUGAAUUAGGAGAAAUGGAUGAUAAUAAAGGUGGUAACGACGAAAAAACGGCCGGUAAUGUACCAAACGCGGGUCUUACAACAUCAAAGUCUUCUUUUACGACUUUAAACUUGCCUAACAUCGUGUCAAAACUGGCUGAUCCAACUCCAAAAUACAUGAAAAUCACCGAAGACAAGAGCAACAAAAAAGUCGAGUUUUGCUCAUCGUUACGACCGAUAAAACGACCAGCCAAACUCAAUAUCUCCAGGUUGAAAGGACGGGUAAACAAUCAAAAUUUCGAGUUUGAAACAUAUCAAUUCGCCAGAAAACGACAUAUCGAACAGUGCGAAGACAAAUAUCGACCAUUUUUUAAUCAAAGACUGAUGGAUUUUGUGAAAAUAGAUCAAGUUGAAGAGGAGGAAGGUAUAAAGAAGGAGAUUCUAACGGCAUUGAGAGUAAAUCAAGAGGAAUAUGCGAGGACGGUGGUUACAAAGUAAGUUUGAAUAAAAAUUUUAUUAAAAUUCAUUUUAAGUUUUUAAAUUGAGUUUUUGCUGUUUUUAAUUUGUAAAAAAGGUUUUUUCAAAACAAAUUGAAAAAAUUUAGAUUUCCAAUGUACGUAAUGGAAGUCUUGUGUCGCCCCCUUCAUCCCGACGACCGUUUCUACGGCAAGCUGUACGAUUACUACCAAAGGUACCAACAUAUUGCACAAUAUGAAGCCUUAUCACAUCAGCAUUCAAAAAGAAGCCGUCUGGACGAUGAUGCUCUCAUGAAUCGCCUAAUGAGAUUCCCAGAAGCCAGGUUAAUCGAAUAUGAUUGUGGAAAACUUCAAACUUUGUCCAGAAUGCUCCGUACUUUGUAUGAAGAAGGUCACAGAUGCCUGAUUUUCACUCAAAUGUCAAAAAUGUUGGACAUUCUACAGGCUUUCCUUGCUCAUCAUGGCUACGUCUACUUUAGACUAGAUGGAUCUACUCCAGUGGAAAAGAGACAAGCCCUAAUGGAGAGGUUCAACAGUGAUAACAAGGUGUUUUGCUUUAUUUUGAGUACAAGGGCCGGAGGUGUGGGUAUCAACUUGACCGGAGCUGAUACUGUCAUAUUCUAUGACUCGGACUGGAAUCCUACGAUGGAUGCCCAAGCACAGGAUAGAUGUCACAGGGUAUGGGAAUGUUAUUUUUUCUUUUUUGAGUUAUUGCAAAAUGAAAAAUUUUGGUUCAAAGAUAUUUUUAGGGUUAGAAAGUGCAAAUAUAUCUUUAAAAUCAUAAUUUAGAUUUGAAAGGCUCAUAUUAAUGUACCGUUUUCUAGAUUGGCCAAACAAAAAAUGUCACAAUCUAUCGUCUCAUCUCCUCAAACACAAUCGAAGAAAAUAUUCUCAAAAAGGCGAGGGAAAAGCGACGUCUGGGAGAAAUAACGAUCGACGAAGGCGGCUUCACACCUCAAUUUUUCAAAAAAGCCGACAACAUUCGAGACCUCUUUUUCGACGAUGAAACCCAACCAGAAGCCAUAGAAGUCCCAAUUGCACCAGUAACAGCGGUCGCAUCGGAAGAAGAGCUCAAAAUGGCAAUGGAACGGGCAGAAGAUCGACAAGAUGUUAUCGCAGCCAAGCGAGCAGAAGCCGAAGUUGUCGCAGAGGAAAUUGAAUUUGAUGACAAGAGCAAUUUCAAUUACACGGAUCAGUCGAACGACGAAUUUAUGCAGAUUGUGAGAAUGCUAAGACCCAUUGAACAAUAUGCUGUGCAGUUCUUGUCAAAAGAGUAUAGGCCAGAAGAUUAUAAUGUGAGUUUGAUGCUGUUACACUUAUUUUUAUACUAUCAGGCUUUUAGGCUUAUGUCGUUUUGACCAUAUAAUUAUGCUAUUUUUCAGGCUCCCCUGCUAAACGGUGAACAACAAAAGGCCGAGCACUCAAACCCGAUGAUUUUGGAGAGUUUACCAAGGAAGAGAAAGGUCUACAUCCCCAAGAAACCGGUGGGACCUUCUAGUAUUCAAACUAGAAACAGGUAAGAAAAACAUUAAACAUAACGGUUAUUUAAGUUUUUUGUUUGGCUUGGCAUUUUUAGGCCUAAAUUCCCACUUCAAAAACGGAAAAUACGGUUUUUUGGCCAAUUUUCAUGUUUUUAGGCUAUUACUUAUUUCGGCUGUUUUUUGAGUCUAAUACCAGAAUUGUAAAAUGAUUUAUAAAACAUGUAUAAAUUGCUAUUUCAGAAGGUCACGAACUGGUCGAUAG